CACUCGAGACCGGAUUUCUAGGCACUUGUGUUUUCAGAAAAAGUUUCUAAAAAAAAAUCUGUGUAGGAGCUCAAAGCGAUAGAAGUUCGAUGUUUGUGUAACCAGUGCCUCGCGUUCGUCAGUCUCUUCGAACUCAUCCAGCGGAGUGUCAACAGAUUCCAUUAGUUCCACGAUACCGCACAAUAUGUAUUGGACGGUUCACACGUCCGGUGGUCCUAAACUGGUCAGCAACGCAGCGGUCGUGAUUGGCACGAGCAUUUUUACGUUUGGUGGUUACUGCGUCGAUGUAGACCACACAAAAUUCAAGCCGAUCGACAUACAUAUACUAGACACUGAAAAAUUGAAAUGGUGGAAACCGGAGCUAAAUAAUCAAGACUGCUCAUGUGUACCGUUCAUGAGGUAUGGCCACACAGCAAUUAAUCUUGGAUCUAAUAUUUAUCUGUGGGGCGGAUUUAAUGGUAAUAGAGCUUGUAACACUCUGUACUGUUUUAACACAGAAACUCUAAAAUGGACAACACCAAAUGUAUUUGGACAUAAACCAGAGCCGAGAGAUGGUCAUUCCGCAUGUAUCAUUCAAAAUUGCAUGUACAUAUUUGGCGGAUAUGAAGAAGGCUCGGGUCUGUUCGCUUCGGAUUUGUAUAUGUUAAAAUUGCACUCCAUGGAAUGGAGUAUAGUUAAGACAGAGGGACGUCCUCCAUCUUAUAGAGAUUAUCAUACUGCAACUGCUAUUGAUAAUAAAAUGUAUAUAUUUGGUGGCCGCAGUGAUUGGGCAGCUUCAAGGCAAAUCGAUACAGAUACAUAUUGUUCCGAUAUUUAUUAUUUAGAUACCUCUAGAGGAAAGUGGAUACGUCCAAACGUCUAUGGUAGUAAACCCAUAGCACGGCGUAGCCAUUCUGCAUUUGUGAAAGAUGGCUUUUUUUACAUCUUCGGUGGGUUUAACAAGAACAAGGACUUGCAUUUUCAAGACAUACAUCGAUAUGAUCCAGUGAGUUCCACCUGGAUGAAAAUAUUACCGAAGGGCACGCCACCGUGUGCUAGAAGAAGACAGAUUUGUCAAUUAGUUAAUGACAGGAUAUUUAUAGCUGGUGGUAUUAGUCCGAUAUUUCCCAAACCAGUAACAAUUAUGGAUCAGUAUGUACAAUUUAAUGCAAAUCUUAAGGAACAUGAUGACCUUCAUAUUUUAGAUCUGAAGCCCAGUCUAAAAGAUAUGUGUAUGGUGAAUGUGUGGGAAAAUAUGGAAGAAAAGAAAAUUGAUAAUAUCAACGACCUACACAUUCCGUUAUCAUUAAAGCAUGAUAUGGCUGCCUUUCAUCCUUUUGAAAUAAUGGAAACCAAUAUCGACAUGAUGCAGUCUUCUGAGGAAAAUUUGAUUGUUCUUUUGUCGUAACUGUCUUAUAAGAUGACAAAUAUUUCCAUCAUAACACAGCAAAAAAUAACAUAUAUUAGU
This is a messenger RNA of Metopolophium dirhodum (rose-grain aphid), 1447 nucleotides long. RefSeq names its product kelch domain-containing protein 3-like. The record is from RefSeq and is a predicted model, not a curated record. Gene Ontology annotation, cellular component: cytoplasm. NCBI's taxonomy places the organism in Eukaryota, Metazoa, Arthropoda, Insecta, Hemiptera, Aphididae. The transcript has 7 exons. Gene Ontology annotation, molecular function: chromatin binding; protein binding. Bases 185 to 1387 code for a protein of 400 amino acids.